AUGGUGACUAUCACCUUCUUUACCAUUGCUGUCACCACCUCUGUUACUUCCACUGCCUCCAUCACCACCACCUACACAACCACCUCAACCACCACUACCAUUACCACCUCCACAAAUCCUACCGCCUCUACCACCUCUUCCAUCAUCCUCACUGCCACCUCUACUGUCUCUGGCGCCUCCUCCACCACCACUUCCUCCACCUCUUUAACCACUUCCAUCACCUCCAGUACCUCCACCCUAACUUCCUCCAUCUUCACUACCUUCACCACCUCCUCUAGCCUCAUCUCUACUAUCUCCUCCAACACAUCAUCACCCCCACCAUUCCUCUACCACCACCACUGCCACAAACAACAGGAAGCCUUCCAUUGA
Elephantulus edwardii (Cape elephant shrew) is the source of this 369-nucleotide messenger RNA. Its product is annotated as cell wall integrity and stress response component 3-like. The transcript has a single exon. Bases 1 to 369 code for a protein of 122 amino acids. The record is from RefSeq and is a predicted model, not a curated record. Lineage: Eukaryota; Metazoa; Chordata; Mammalia; Macroscelidea; Macroscelididae.